CAUGGCGGCAGAAGAGGCGGAUGUGGAUAUCGAAGGGGACGUGGUGGCAGCCGGACACCCCGGGUCAGACUUGACAUGGGUUAAAACUUGUUUGCUAUCAACAGUUGAAAGAAACUACUGCUUUCAGUUCAUGGUAGAAUACCUGUUAGCCCCACAGACUGUUGUAACCAUUAUAGGACCAAUUUAAAGAAAUGAUGGCAAUACAGCAUCAGUUUUACAAGCCGAUCACUAUCUUGAUUCAUGGAGAAGUGAGAAUGGCCUUAUUCCUUGGACUCUGGAUACCACCAUCAGUGAAGAGAACAGAGCAGUGAUUGAGAAAAUGUUGUUGGAAGAAGAAUAUUAUUUAUCGAACAAAUCACAUCCAGGAAAAUUCUGGCUUGAUCAAAAGGAAGAUGAUAAAAAAUACACAAACAGUCUGCAGAAAACAGCUAAAAUCAUGGUACACUCUCCUACAAAACCAGCCAGUUACUCAGUAAAGUGGACGAUAGAAGAAAAAGAGCUGUUUGAACAAGGGCUGGCUAAAUUUGGCCGAAGGUGGACCAAAAUUGCGAAGCUAAUUGGAAGCCGUACUGUUUUACAAGUAAAGAGUUAUGCCAGACAGUACUUUAAAAAUAAGGUGAAACUGGGUCUGGAGACAGAAUUGUCAACUCAGAAGAGCGGCAUUGAUUUAGAAGUUAAAAAUGAAGAUGAAGGGGCAAAGGCAUGGACACAGUCAUCUCUAAGGGGGCGUGCUGACCCCAACUUGAAUGCUGUAAAAAUUGAAACAUUAUCUGAUGAUGAAGAAGUAGAUAUCACAGAUGAGGUGGAUGAAUUGACAUCCCUACCACCACAACAAAGUUCUAGCAGUGGUCUCUCAUUAGACAUUGCUGAUAGUAAGACGAAUGAAACCAGUCGUGGAGAAUUCAUAGACACAGAGUCUGGUCCCUUUUCUAAAUCUUCCAAGGAAUAUCUUCAGAGUAUAAAGCAAGAUGAAAUGGAACCGUUUUCAGGCUCAGCAAUUACAUUACAGACUGGAAAACAGAGCAACAUUGACAAAAGCUCAAUUGAAUUAAUUGAUGAGAAAUAUAAACAGAUUAAAAGCUUUGAUGGGCAAGGUGAAAAUGGAAUGUUAAAUGAUGCCAGGCAGUGGCUUUCUGUAGAGCCUUUUGAAAGGCAGAAAGAUGUGAGUGAUAAUGAAAUUCCUUUUCAUUCUCCUUGCCAAAUGAUGGAGGGAAACCAUGAGGAAGAAGAGCUUAAGCCACCAGAGCAAGAAGUAGAAAUAGAUAGAAAUGUCAUUCAAGAAGAAGAAAAACAAGCGAUUCCUGAGUUUUUUGAGGGGCGUCAAGCUAAAACACCAGAACGCUACUUGAAAAUUAGAAAUUAUAUUUUGGAUCAGUGGGAGAUAUGCAAACCGAAAUACUUAAAUAAGACCUCAGUACGUCCUGGCCUGAAGAACUGUGGGGAUGUUAAUUGUAUUGGACGGAUUCAUACAUACCUCGAAUUGAUAGGAGCAAUCAAUUUUGGAUGUGAACAAGCUAUAUAUAACAAGCCACAACCAGUUGAUAAAGUACGAAUCAGAGACAGAAAAGAUACAGUAGAAGCUUACCAACUUGCCCAGCGUCUGCAAUCUAUGCGUACAAGAAGACGUAGGGUUCGGGACCCCUGGGGAAACUGGUGUGAUGCAAAGGACUUAGAAGGACAAACAUUUGAGCAUUUCUCUGCUGAGGAGUUUGCAAAACAAAGGGAAGAGGAAAAAUCUAAGUCUACUAAAUCUUCAAAAAUGUCAAGACCAACCAAAAGCUCAUUUGAUCCCUUCCAACUGAUACCUUGCAAUUUUUUCAGUGAAGAAAAGCAGGAGCCAUUUCAGGUGAAAGUGGCUUCAGAAGCACUUUUAAUAAUGGAUUUGCAUGCUCAUGUUUCCAUGGCAGAAGUAAUUGGUCUAUUAGGAGGAAGAUACUUAGAAGCCAAUAAAGUUGUUGAAAUUUGUGCAGCAGAACCAUGUAACAGCCUGAGUACAGGACUACAGUGUGAAAUGGACCCUGUAUCGCAAACCCAAGCCUCAGAAGCCUUAGCGGUAAGAGGCUACAGCGUUAUUGGAUGGUACCAUUCUCAUCCUGCAUUUGACCCUAAUCCUUCCUUACGAGAUAUUGACACACAAGCUAAAUACCAGAGUUAUUUCUCCAGAGGAGGUGCAAAAUUCAUUGGAAUGAUUGUUAGUCCCUAUAAUCGCAACAAUCCUUUACCAUACUCCCAGAUGACCUGCCUGGUAAUAAGUGAGGAAAUGAGCCCAGAUGGCUCCUAUCGUUUGCCUUACAAGUUUGAAGUACAACAGAUGUUAGAAGAACCUCGGUGGGGAUUAGUGUUUGAAAAGACAAGAUGGAUAAUAGAAAAAUACAGGCUCUCCCACAGCAGUGUCCCCAUGGAUAAAAUCUUUCGCCGGGAUUCUGACCUAACUUGUUUGCAGAAACUUUUGGAGUGUCUGAGGAAAACGCUGAGCAACGUAACCAAUUGCUUCAUUGCUGAGGAAUUCUUGACUCAGAUAGAAAAUUUGUUCCUUUCUGAUUACAAAAGCAAGCAAGAAAAUGGAAUAACAGAAGAGAACUGUACAAAGGAAUUGUUAAUGUAACUAAAACAAAAUAUUUAACUUUGACAUGAUAGAUCCUAUUUUGAAAGUUUAUAACCUUGAGAUUAUUGUAAUGUGACUGGCACAAGUGGCAUUUUUUUCUCUUAAUUCACAGAAUUGUAAACUUUGCCACAUUAAUCACUUGAAAAGGGAGGGAUUAAACUUGUUUUUAUACAGUGGUUAUAGGUGCUAUAUAAACUAGGGUGCACUGUGGUAUUCUGUCCUUUAUUAAGUAACUUGGUAGACUGAAAAUUUAUGCAAAUAGUCUGCCGUACUGUUGUAUACAGAUUGAUCACUGAAGAAUCUCUAAUUUUUACUUCUUCCCUGAACUAAUCAUUUAUUAUUUUCCAUUUUGAGGUCUCAUAUCUCAUUAGAAAGACUUUCACUCUUUGCAUAUGUUUUGAUGAGAUUUGUGUUUGUUAUUUGGGGUUGCAAAUGAGAUAUAGUUGGGUAGUCACUGCAGUAAUACGAACUUAUAAAUCUAAUUACAUACUAUAGGGGGCCAGGAGAAAACCUUAAAAAUAGCCAGGGGAAGGUCUCAAGGGAGAGAAUUAAGUUACCAAUUUUUAAUCAUGGAUAUUCUUUUAUAGCAACAUUACUAUAAGUUAUGACAUUUUUCUCAGCAAACUGAAAAAGCAUUUUUAUGGAUUUUACACACAUGAAAGAAGUAGCUCUAUCCUCUCAGAGUAGUUUGUGGUAAUUAGACCUGGAAACUAGUCCUCAAAUAGCUCGCCCCUAUACUAUCUACUAUGAGGGGGAAAGAGGUCAGUUGCAAUCAAGUUAGAAUAAAAAGAAAUUUAAUUUUUAAUAUCUUACAUAUUAACAUAAUGCUUUGUGCUUUAUGAAUAGGAAAUGGAGGACAGAAAACUUGUUUUAUAGAAUUUAGCUUUUAGACAAUUUCAGCUUUUCCGCCAUAGAUGGUCUCUAUCAAAUAUUCUCUUUUUUUGGUCUGAGACCAGGACUCAAAUUUGGUAUCUGCUGCUUUUGCUCAUGGGCUAGUGCUUUACCAACUGAGCCACACCUCUAACCCCUGAUAUACUUUUUGUAUUGUUUUGUAGCUUUUGAACAUUUGUAUGUGAUAUGCUUUACAAAAUACAGAUUACUGAUCUAGAGAACUGAAAACAUUAGAACAGUGUACAUUCUUGAGCCUGAGAGGCUAGGUAGUCCUAGAUCAUUGUGAAGAGACAAUAGAACUAAUAAGUUUAGUCCACAUUAAGUCCAUUUUCCAAUAAAAAUAAGCAUGCUGCCUCCUUUAUUAAAUUUCAGUAGGUUUCAGUUUAUUCCUACUAACCAAAAAGCUGAUUUAUACCCAAGAAUUUUUUUAACAGUUUCAGUAUAUUUCAUUUGGAAAUGGUUCUCUGUUUCUGCUUUAUUUGUUUGUAAUCAGUAGCCAUAGAAGAAUAAGGCACUGUGGGAAGAAGUAGCUUUGUAAUUUUAGGUGACCUGGGUCUGUUUCAACCUUGUUACUUUGAGAGGUAAUAGUUUAUUUUCUGUGGGCAUACAUUCUUUUGUGCCUGAGGUUUAAAUUAACCUUUUACUGUCCUUCCAGAUCUAAAAUUUUACCAUUCAUUCUAUUUGUUAGUGGAAUUUUAUAUUUUGAGAUUGUGCAGUUCCCAUGUUAACAUUUUUUUUUUAAGAAAAUGAGUAGUUUUCCCAUGACAACAUAGUUUAUAAAAUUACUUUGAGGGCUGGGAAUAUGAGUCUAGACCAAAAAUCAAGAAACCUAAGCUCUAUUGUAAUUGCAUUACCCACUUUGCUGUGUGAUCUCUAUUCAAUCCAGAGCUUUUCUGAACUCCAGGCUUUUUUCCAGUGGAGAAAGGGCUUUAAAAUCCCCAAGCUCUACCCUAGUUCUUUGACUUUUAUUAUUGCACCCAACUAUAAAAUAAUGAGCUUAAUUUGUUUCUUAUUCCAGCUUGGCUAAUGAAAAUUGAUACUAGUACUUCUCCAAUAUUAGAUUUAGCUUAGUUCAAAACAAAUUCCAAAUAACAUUCGGAAAUAGGCUCUCAAGCACUGAUCAAACCAGCAGGAUUAAACUGUCUGUGCCCUCUAUUCUAGCCUGAAUCUUUCUUCUUAAGUCUUUUUAAAUCUGUGGUUUUCAUUUCUAUAGUUGGUUUGACCAUAAAUUCAAAGCUGCCUGAAUUUUUGUGGGCCUUGAGAAUUUGUGCCUUCUUGAACUCAUUCUAUACAAAAUUUAAAUUAUAUCUUAUGAUUCAGUUUAUAUAAAAGGUAUUCAUUAAUGUUUUAAAUUGAAGUGUUUCCCUUAAAGAUCCAUUUUUCCUCUCAUGAAGUUAAAUUAAAACAUUUUUAUGGGCUUUUUAUAUUACAAGCCUGAGGCACUGCUUCGUGGGUAAGCUGUCCCUGCUGUGUUCUGAAGGGUGUUAUUGGAAAGUCAGCAGCCACCACCACCACUACCACCCAUCCCCUGCAAGUGCACUGCCAUCCCACUGUUAAAGGUCUGUCUGCUGAAACUUCAUUUCUUCACACUCUGACCAGAACUCUGGAGAUGGGGUCUUCUCUGCAGGUGGUUUAGUGCUGCCCCCACCUUCUCUACUGUGCUCCACAUCCCCACCCCUAGGAAGAGGGUGAGGUCUAUCACCUGCAGACCGUCAGGGGCUCUGCAGUUCUGGGCAGAAAGAGGCAAGGCUUUAACAAGUGCCAACCCAAGGGUGCCUCCUGGUCUUUCAUUUCUCAUAUAUUUUGCUGAGUCCUAACAGGGAGAGUUGGAGAAGCUGAGCAGUCAGGAUCCCUAGGAGCAGUGCUCUCUCCUCUGCCAACAAAAGAGCCACCUGAACCUUGACCACCUGAUGUGUUGCUACCUGUUCACAAGACAGCAGCAACAGGCCUUCAGUCUGGGUUUCUCCAUGGGAAUUGAGUCAGGGCACCCACAUUCUUUUCACUUACACUUUCCUCUGCUAGUAAUAAGCAGAGACUCAAUCUACCACGACACCUUAUGGCAUCAAGAGAAACUUUUUUGCAGAAGCACAAAAAAGAGCACAUUUUAUAAUCAUGCUCCAUCAGGGUUCACAAAAAAAUUAUCACAUUUGAUCUGAAUCCACAACUUGCCAGUACUUUAAUAGUGUUCUUACAGAUGAAUAUAUUUUACAAUGUGUCCAGAAAAUCACUGUUAGAGAAUAAUAUAAUAUACUUCAGUUCAUUAUUUCCUGUCCUUUUCUUAAAAAGAUUUUAUGUGUCAUGUAACCUGAAACUCUGUUUUCUGUUUGUUUGUUUCCAUUUAACCUUUCUGGUAUUUUAUGAAUUGAGCUUCUAAGCCACAUUAAGUCUUUCUGGAAUCAAGAGGUUACAGACAUGGUGUCCCCACUACAUCACAUAUAUCCCAUAUGUAUGUCACAUAUAUGAUUAUGCCAAAGGCAUAAUUGCUAUCGAUCUAAAUUUCAGAAGACAAAUUAAUCUCAGUAUCUAGGUUGUCAAUCAUUUCCUCCUUUGGUGUUUCAGAAGAGCUUUAAUUUCAAGAGGGCCUGGUUUGUUUUCUUUGGGGUUUCCCAGGAAAGUGUCUUGGGAUUUUUGAAGGCUAUUAAAUAUAUUUUCACACUUUGGAUUCCUGUUUCAUAGGUGACCACAAACAUUGGUUUCAGCCUGUUUAGAUUUCAGCAUGUUAUAAGUAGAUCUGUCAAGUAAGUAUCUUUAAACUUGGGGAUUUGACAUGUAUAGGAUGUUUUAUAUAUAUAAGCUUACUAGCUAUCUUUACAUGAUUUGUUGAUAAACUGGUUACUAUUAUUUUUCCCAGAUGUUACCAGUAUUGAAUUUUUUCCUUAGUCUGAAGUUUGAAAUAUUCUAUAACAAUAGUGAUUUCAACCAUUGUACAUUUGUGUAUGCCAUGUUGUAUAUAUCUAUUAAUAUUAAAAAUAUGGUGAAUAUCAGUGUUUAUAGACUUAAGAAAUAUCUUCCAUCAAAAUGAUUAUGGUCUUUCUUCCAUACUUAUUUGUGACAUAUCAUUAUAUAUCUGAUUUUAAGCCUUGGGAUUUUAUCUUGUAAAAAUUAAAGAGAAACUUCCUAAGGACUACAAAAUAAAUUUUUGAAAAUAAAAUGGGUGAUCAUUU
Perognathus longimembris pacificus (Pacific pocket mouse) is the source of this 6660-nucleotide messenger RNA. RefSeq names its product Myb like, SWIRM and MPN domains 1 (gene Mysm1). Gene Ontology annotation, cellular component: BRISC complex; BRCA1-A complex. The transcript has 21 exons. Bases 320 to 2605 code for a protein of 761 amino acids. The record is from RefSeq and is a predicted model, not a curated record. Gene Ontology annotation, biological process: double-strand break repair. Gene Ontology annotation, molecular function: metallopeptidase activity; polyubiquitin modification-dependent protein binding. Lineage: Eukaryota; Metazoa; Chordata; Mammalia; Rodentia; Heteromyidae.